AUGAACCGUGGAGUAGCAGUCAAGAUCAAAUACUUCGAUGACAACGGAGGCUGGUCAGAGCGCAAGGGCGCGGCUGCCAGCAGCGCCGUGUUUUCGCUGAAGAACAUCACCGUGGCAAAUGUGGACAUGAAUCACGUAGACAUCUCGGAUGUUGAUCGUCUGCAGGAUUUGGUCGCCACGAGUGCGCCGACGGCGGUGGUGAUGCAGAACGUGUCACCAGCAACACUGAGCCGCAUCAAAAGUUACAGUCAGAUCCGCAAGGUCUACGCGGUGAUGGAGACGAGCCGGUGUGAGCAGCAGGAGGAGAGUACCGUAGCGCUUCUCCGCCUCGGGCUGCAGUGCGAGCCGACGGAGGUACCCAAGACGGACGGAAAGCAGGCAUUCCGCGCACUGGUGCAGGUGAACAUCCGUAUCCCCAACGGGCCAUCACUCUCCAUCACAGUUCUGCACAUGGAGCCCGGCGCGUCCCGCCGCCUCACGUUUGCCAUGGCGCUCUUGCGUGCGCACCCAAACGUGGAUAUCGCUGUUCUGCUCAGUAACGUGACGGAGGGCAUGGUCCUCACAGAGGAUCCCUACCGCGAGCUGCAGGUGAACCGUGCAGCCGCUGGCUUUGUGGAUGUGAUGGAGGAGGGGAUGGAGCGCACCACAAACUGGUCGACGCCGUGGACGGUGUGGCUGAAGUGUCCUAAGUACAGUGUGGUGGCGUCUGCAGCGGAACUGUUCGUCGGUCAGGAGCCGCGGUACCUCUCCACCACACUCGUCUUGCGUGGACAGCCAAACUCAACAAUAGCGAUUCCCAUGCCACGCAGCGCCAAGUCUGGCCGUGGAAAGAGUCCUAGCGGACCCCCUGCACCCGGUACCCCUUCUCAGCCUCUCGCCGACCCCGCUAUCCUGAGUGCCGAAACGGUGAAGACACUGAUGCCGACACCGCAGACUAGCUCGUCCGCCACCGAGAUCAUCCAGCGCCUCAUGCGGCAGCAGCAGGCCAGCCAGCCGCGGUGGAAGGUGGCGCACUCCUUCGUGCUUAAGGGCAGCGACACGAAGCUUUCCACGGCAGAAGCGAUGUACGACGCAUCUAGCCACUUUGCGAACGCCAAUGACGCAGUGGACGCUCUGAACUCGAAGGCACUGAAUUGGCCUGCUGAGUUCUGCGUUGUGCAAAACACGGUGCUAUGCGCCGACACGGUGUCUCACUGUGACCGCCAGGCCUUCCGCCGCUACGUCCGCGACAACAAGACGAACGUCAGCCUCAGCUCACAGCUCUUUGCGGCCACUACCGCCUUCGCAGCGGCCGUGGCAGCUGCCCCGGUUAUCACCUCGGUGACUGCAGCUUCUGUGGGGCUGCCCGGCGGCGCCAUCCCAGGCGACAAACAGUGGCCCAAGGCAACGAACGUGCGCAGCGAGAUGGAGGAGUUCUUGAACUUCCAGCGGCAGCUGAAGGAGUCGGUGCGGCGGGAGUGGAGUGAGUCAUGCUGCGUGAGCGUGUAUCAGAUAACGCCGCGAGAGAUGAAGUUCAACAUCACCCCCGCCAUCGGCUUGGCAAAGGACAAUCUAAAGAAGGCGAUUCACUACCUCAAUCACGCCAAGGCAGCCUCGAAAGAGACAAACCCCUUGCAUGACUACCCGUAUGACUAUGCCCUCUUGUUCUCCGUAGAGCGACAAGGUUACUGGCUGAUUGCUGCGACGAAUGUCCCGUGUGACAUCGUGGCCUGCCGCAUGGUUGUGUAG
Leishmania braziliensis MHOM/BR/75/M2904 is the source of this 1728-nucleotide messenger RNA. RefSeq lists its product as hypothetical. The transcript has a single exon. NCBI's taxonomy places the organism in Eukaryota, Euglenozoa, Kinetoplastea, Trypanosomatida, Trypanosomatidae. The coding region runs from base 1 to 1728 and encodes 575 amino acids. The record is from RefSeq and is a predicted model, not a curated record.